Drosophila santomea is the source of this 1226-nucleotide messenger RNA. Its product is annotated as protein rolling stone. NCBI's taxonomy places the organism in Eukaryota, Metazoa, Arthropoda, Insecta, Diptera, Drosophilidae. The coding region runs from base 111 to 938 and encodes 275 amino acids. The record is from RefSeq and is a predicted model, not a curated record. Gene Ontology annotation, cellular component: membrane. The transcript has 4 exons.
CCGCUUGGCUCCGUCAGUCUGCGAUCUACCGGCAAGGAAGCCACCUGCUCUGGACUCUCUUGGCCCUCCUAGUCCAGCGAAACCGACGACGAGUUCACCCAGCCACCGAGAUGCGCGACAAGAGCCAGGAGCCCUGUUGCCUGCCCCUGAAGGAGGAGUUCCAACGCUCCAAGUUCUCCCUGCACCACGAUGAUCCUGGCGUCUUCUGUCGCUCGCAAUGGCAGAAGGGCGAUCGCAACUUCAUCUGGCUGCUCUACCGAUGGAUUCUGGCUGCCUUCUUCGCCGCCGGCGUGAUUGGCAGCAUGGUUCAGACCUUCAACGGUGGUCGCUGGUUCAUUUAUCUCACGGAUUGGGGAUUUUCCCUGUGCUUUUAUUGCUGCACCUAUGGCGCCAUAAUCGCCACCAUCUACUUCAUAAAGCCCUCUUACUUCGCUCCUGGCAGUUGGGCAUUGAAGAUCUACUGGAUAUCCCACUACACAACUGUGGUUCUAGCCAUGAUGAUCACCCUGGUCUUCUGGGCCGCCCUAUAUCCAUCUAUGCCUGGAAUGGGUGCUGAGCUAUACAACUUGUGGGCGCAUGCGUUUAACUCCGUUUGCAUGGUCUUCGAUUGCUUUAUGGUGGCUUUUCCCACCAGAAUUAUGCACUUCGUGUAUCCCUUUACCGCUGGCAUUACCUAUGGAAUAUUCUCUCUGAUUUACUUUUGGGCUGGCGGUGUAGAUCCAAUGGGAAAUCGCUUCAUCUACUUCAUCUUAGACUGGGAGCGACCAGGUCUGGCCAUUGGAACUGUGUGUGGAUGUGUGGUUCUGGUCAGCUGCUUUUGUGUGUUGGUCUUUGGAAUCUACAGGUUACGUAUCUCAAUCUACGAAUCGUGCUGUAAGAAACCUGAGGAAAUUCCAGCUACUUCUGCUCCAUCUAAAGAACCAGCACAAACCGUUUGAGUCUAGUUAUAACGAUUUUAUUUGGAUUCCAAAAAAGAAGGCUGUGGAUUUUUAAAAAGCUAUUAAAUUUCGAUAAUUUUUUGAAUGACCUGCAGAGGCUCUACUAUAUAUUUUCAAAUAAUCUACCUCCAUAAACCCAAGCAUCGGAGGACUCUUCUUAUUUCUGAGCAAUGGAAUAUUCACAGAAUGCUCUUCGCCACGAAUUUGUUGUUGAAUGAAUGAAUUAUUGUUUAAAACUUCAAAUUGAACUUGUGUUAAUGUUACUAAUGGAUAGCCAAGUAAACAAUU